AUGGUCUACAACACGAGAAAAUCGUGCUAUAAAGAACCGGGCUGUUUGUGCUCGGAACCCGGCCACAACGAGCCAUGCAAUCACCAGCACCAACCUAUCAACUUCUCUCGCAUCGGUAAGGGGAUUGCAGCGGCUCCGGACGGCUCAGAAAGACGGCAGCACUUACCACCACCGCCUCUACUACAGGAUUACAAAGAAGAAAAGGACAGACCUUGUGGCCAAAACUCGCCGGCUUCAGAGGACAACAAACACAGCAAUUCAUCCAAGAAGAAGACCCGAACCGUUUUCUCCCGGAGCCAGGUGUACCAACUCGAGUCCACCUUCGACAUGAAGCGCUACUUGAGCAGUUCUGAGCGGGCCUGCCUAGCCUCGAGCCUGCAGCUAACAGAGACACAGGUGAAGACUUGGUUCCAAAACCGCAGAAACAAGUGGAAGAGACAGCUUUCCGCGGAACUGGAAGCGGCCAACAUGGCACAUGCUUCCGCACAGACUCUAGUAGGGAUGCCGCUGGUAUUCAGAGACAAUUCUCUUCUGAGAGUCCCAGUUCCAAGGUCCAUUGCUUUCCCAACACCUUUCUAUUACCCCGGGAGCAACCUACCAGCCCUACCUUUAUACAAUCUGUAUAACAAGAUUGAAUACUGACUUUACUCUCACCGCUCUUCAAAACAAUAAGUAAAAAAUAAAACUGUUGACACAUAAAUGUAUAUUUAUAUGAUAACCUUACCUGUUGGAAAUGUAUCUUUCUUAUGCAACAACCGAAUGUGUAAAUAUGAUAGCAGUGUGCUUCUCUAAACGGUAAAUACACCAUGUGUAUAUUCAUUAUUUUGUAGAUUGUUUCCCCAUUAAACAACUGCCCCUUCCUCGUUUAACCGAUACAGCUGUUAUGUGAAGAAAAAAAGAAACUUCUGGUGUUUUAAUACCAGGAUAUUUAACAGACCACACUGAAAUAAAUUUAUUUGC
Molecule: messenger RNA, 960 nt
Organism: Polyodon spathula (Mississippi paddlefish)
Lineage: Eukaryota; Metazoa; Chordata; Actinopteri; Acipenseriformes; Polyodontidae
Product: homeobox protein HMX2-like
Exons: 3
Coding region: 1-642 (213 amino acids)
Biological process (GO): regulation of transcription by RNA polymerase II
Cellular component (GO): nucleus
Molecular function (GO): DNA-binding transcription factor activity, RNA polymerase II-specific; RNA polymerase II transcription regulatory region sequence-specific DNA binding
Source: RefSeq, a predicted model, not a curated record